Daphnia pulicaria is the source of this 1389-nucleotide messenger RNA. RefSeq lists its product as uncharacterized. The transcript is spliced from 2 exons. NCBI's taxonomy places the organism in Eukaryota, Metazoa, Arthropoda, Branchiopoda, Diplostraca, Daphniidae. The record is from RefSeq and is a predicted model, not a curated record. Bases 1 to 1389 code for a protein of 462 amino acids.
AUGCGUGAUGGAGUACGGGAGCUGCGCGACGCGAUCGAUGCUCCAAAGGAGGCUUCCCUCAACACUCAAUUUGCAGAAAAUACCAACAGGAUGUCGCUGUACAAGAUAGUCGACAUUUUCCUUCUAAAGAAUCCAACCCUCAAGCUGCCAUCGCACGAUUCUGUUCUUGAGCUCGCGGAAAGAUUUUCGCAGUUCUUCACCAAUAAGAUCUCCGAGAUUCGGCAUCAGCUGGACAGUCAAUCAGAUCAUCUAUCACCAAGAUCCGAGAUCCGUCCAACGGGGGAGGCUGUUUUACUUGCUCUUAUCGACUUGAGUACUGCAUUUGACACUUUUAAUCACGCAAUCCUUCUUGAUCGUAUGUUUUCACGCUUCGGCAUCUCUGGCUCUGCUCUUCAGUGGUUUAGGUCAUAUCUGACUGGUCACACUCAGUUCGUCGGUGUAAAUGGUUCCUUUUCUUCUUCUGUUUCACUGCAUUUUGGUGUCUCCCAAGUUUUUGUAUGCGGCCCCAUCCUUUUUAUCAUAUACAACAGCCCUUUUCACAACAUUCCCACCACUCGGGGAAUUUCGGAUCACGGCUAUGCAAAUGACGAGCAGUUCUAUAUUUCUUUCCGUCCUUCAACCGACGGAGUGCCACAAAACAGCGCGUUCUCGUCAAUGUCUUGCAUUUCUGAAUUCAAGUUGUGGGCUGCGGACAACAAACUUAAGUUCAACGACUGCAAGACAGAUGCUCUUCUGAUCACAUCGAGCUUCCUAAAAAAGAAACCCACUCCGUCUGCUCUUGCUGUCGGCGACCAUCUAAUCAAAAUAUCUGAAGCUGUCCACAAUCUUGGACUCUUCAUGGACACUUACCUCACGAUGGACCCUCACAUCAAGCAAUCGUGCAAAAAGGCCUUCUACCACCUAUCCCGCAUUGCUCCAAUCAAUAAGCACCUCAAGCCAGCUGCUCUCAAACUGCUGGUCCAUUCUUUCGUGAUGUCCCAGCUUGACUACGGCAACUCGCUUUUGGCUGGAUUCACCAACGACCGUAUGGAGCGUCUCCAGCGCGUCCAAAACUGCGCUGCCCGUCUGAUCACUGGCACUAGACGGUGUGACUCCAUAACACCUCAUCUGAAGUCUUUCCACUGGCUCCCCAUCAAGCUUAGAAUUGAUUUCAAAAUUGCUCUGCUUUGCUAUCUCAGUCUGAAUAGCUGUGCUUCCCUCUAUCUUUAUAAUCUUCUCCAAAGACCAAACAGCUCUGUAUCUCUCCGCUCCUCUUCAGCACAAAAGCUUGCAGUACCCUCUUCUCGCACGAAAACCAACGGUGAUCGUGCUUUUUCUGUGUAUGCUGCAAAAUUUUGGAAUCAUCUCCCGUCUACCAUUUGCUCUUCCCCAUCUUCAAGGAUCGUCUAA